CCAGCAGCGUCUGUCGUUCCUUCUUUCACACCCACACUCCCUUGGGUUCGCUUUGCUAUCGUACUGCAGUGCAGUCAGUCAGUCAGUCCUUAUCUUCGAGAUCCUCCAAUUCCUCUGUCGACCAGAGUCAGCCAGUCCUUCGUCUAGAUAGACAUCCCCUCAAGCAAGCAACCAAGCAAGCAACCCGCUUUCUAGACUCAAAAAAAAAUCAACCAGAUACCCCUCGUCAAACUCCACGAAUCAAAAAGCAAUGGCUCCCAUCACCAAGUCUCUUGCCCUGGUUGGCUCCCUGCUUGCGGCUUUCGCCUCGGCCGCCCCCGUCGACAAGCGCGACCAGGUUGUUGAGAUCGAGACCGUCACCUCUGUUGUCUGGACCACUGUCGACGUGACCACCACCGUCACUGUCGAGCCUACUGCCACCAACGACGCUGUGAACAAGGUCGCCGAUUACACCCAGGCGCACCACAGCUCUCACCACAGCUCCCACACUACUUCCACGACUGCUGGAUGGGAACAGCCCGUCUGGACCGCCCCCGCCGUGCCCUCUUUCACCUGGACCCCCGAGGUUCCGCAGUGGACCACCAGCGUUGCUACUUCGACCACUGAGCAGUGGCACGCCACCACCACUUCCUCCACCACUUCCACGACCUCGGCCUGGACCACCACCACCACCUCUUCUUCUACUUCCACCUCCACCACCGCUGCUGCUGCUGCCGCUACCACCAGCGCUAGCUCCUCCAGCUCCGGCUCCAGCUCCUCCGGCGUCUGCUCCGAGUCCUCGCCCUGCAGUGGAGACAUCACCUACUACGAGGUCGGUCUGGGAUCCUGCGGUGAGACCAACACCGACAGCGAGCACGUCCUGGCCCUGUCCCACACCAUCAUGCAGAAGAGCUACUGUGGCAAGACGGUGACCAUCAACUACGGCGGCAAGACCGCCACCGGUACCAUCGUCGACACCUGCAUGGGUUGUGCCGAGGGUUCCAUCGAUCUGUCCUCGUCGCUGUUCCUCGAGUUGGCCGAACUGGGUGCCGGCCGUGUCAGCGGUGUUGACUGGUACAUCCAGUAGAUGUGUGAAGAGAAGGAAAUGUGAUUUACGGAUAGAAUGAUUACCCUGCUACCAUUUUUUUUUUUUCGUGUGCAUAUCUUUUUUCUUUAGAUAUCUGGGAGAUUGGAACGAACCCGUCGCGGCGCGAUGGCCUGAAUAGAUUGCAUUC
Messenger RNA from Aspergillus aculeatus ATCC 16872, 1214 nucleotides. Its product is annotated as RlpA-like double-psi beta-barrel domain-containing protein. The record is from RefSeq and is a predicted model, not a curated record. NCBI's taxonomy places the organism in Eukaryota, Fungi, Ascomycota, Eurotiomycetes, Eurotiales, Aspergillaceae. The coding region runs from base 251 to 1066 and encodes 271 amino acids. The transcript has a single exon.